Molecule: messenger RNA, 9662 nt
Organism: Bombus pascuorum
Lineage: Eukaryota; Metazoa; Arthropoda; Insecta; Hymenoptera; Apidae
Gene: stet
Product: protein rhomboid
Exons: 10
Coding region: 1248-2501 (417 amino acids)
Cellular component (GO): membrane
Molecular function (GO): serine-type endopeptidase activity
Source: RefSeq, a predicted model, not a curated record
ACGAUAAUGUAUCGAAAUUGACGUUACAAAGAGUAAGAACAUAUGGAGGUUGAGAAGUUUCUUUUGUUGAAAAGGUAUCAAUUUGUAUCGUGCCAAUAACGAUGCAAGCAUCCGCAGCAUAUUCUUGAACGUUGGGGUUGAACGAACGAGUCUGGGGUGAAACGAAUCGAGGGGGUGGAAAAAGGGGGCGGUGGAAAGGGGAGUCUAUGAGGGUGGUAAAGUACUCGUCAGUCGUGUGACGCGUUUCCCGCGGACAACAUCGGUUAUAUUGGCGAUACGUUAAACCACAACCGCAUUUCCACUUUCCACGUGUUCCUCGCGUGUGUCUUAUGUGAUCUGAUUUCUAUUGGCUAUCGCAGGUCCGCGGCAACCUGUAUUAUCGAUCGAACGCGCUUUGCGCACGUUGCCGCAGUUACUCGUGGCACCGCCACCACUAUCACACGUACUGCACUAUCGUCUUCGUGUUAACGUGACAACGACGUGUGCCGAUUCGGCUCGAUUUCCGAUUUCUUUUCCGCACCGCGGUUACAUCUGUAUUUCCUACGUUGUAACGACGUUCUCUGUCAACAUCGUUUCUCUCUAUAUACAUCUUACGUGAAAAUUUCUGUCCAACCGCCAUGUUCCAUUUCAAAUUGUACGUUUCGCGCAUUGCUGAAAACAUUAACCAUUUGUUUGUGCCGAUUGUUGACAUAACGAAGUGAAUAUACGAAUCGGGAACAGUAGAGUAUUGUUUUUCAUAUAUUCAUGUUUUGAUGAAAUCAUUAUUUAAAAAUACUUUGAAAUCUCUUUGUAUUUUUAGUGAUCUCCAAUCGAUUUUGAAACUGUUUUAUCGAUGUUACAUACUCUCGAUUAUAUCUCGAUUGACUACCAAUGUGGCGCCAAAACGGAGAACAAAGCGUUACUUUUGCUACCACGUAGUAAAUAUUCGAACAUUUCAAAGUCAGUAUUGUUCAUAGUAAUUCGACUCAGUGCUUAUAACGAUAGAAUAGUCAGAAUGAAUUUUUGAACAAUAUAGAACAUAUUUGCGUUUCUAUGUGAUGUAAGUGAUUUUGUUAAAACGUGAAUGUUCCGUGAGAUUAUGGUGUUAUGGCCAACGGUAUUUCUACUUAACGUCUUUUUCUCCUCGUUUGUGAAUACUCACUCAUGGAAUCCUACUCCAGUAUCAUCGUUUUCAUGUUGUAAAAGGAAACGGACGAAAGAGGGUGGAAUGAGGAGAUUUAUCCGGUGACCUCGUGCCACGCGUGGUAAUGCUACUGGCAAGCGGUGCUUCGAUACCGACUAUCGCCGGUACCGUCGAGGAGGAGGAAGAAUAUGCACGUAGCGAGGCGAAUAGCGCACACUACGAUGGCUAUGUUACCGAUCAUACCGAUCUUGCUUCCGAAAUCGAUAUCGACGAAUCCGAAUAUAGACGGGAACUUCUUAACGACAAAUGGCGAAUACUGUUCGAUAAGUUUGAUCCCGAGGGUUUUGGUGAGAUACCGGUGGAGGAUUUUUUAGCGGCUUUAAAAAGUCCCGAAUGGGAGGCUGAGAUACCACCGAAUAAACGACAUAUUCUCCUCAUCAGAGCAAAGGAAUCACGUGUUCAAGCGGUGACGUUCCAGGACUUCGUGAAUGUGAUGAGUGGCAAACGAACUAGAAGCUUUAAAUGCGCGGUUCACCAUCGUGACCGUGAAGUCUGCUCCGAAAACGACUUUCAUCUGCUCGUGCACGAACCUCCUCUCUUUCGCAGGAUGGUCCGCAUGAUCGGCGAUGAAUUCCUUACGGAAGAAAGGGACCGCAAAUACUACGCCGACCAUUACAGGUGUUGUCCGCCGCCUCUUUUCAUCAUUCUCAUCACCCUUGUGGAGCUGGGUUUCUUCACGUAUUACACGGUGGCGAUGGGAGAGGUGAAUCCUUCGGGGCCAGUACCGAUCGACAGCGUUUUCAUUUACAGACCGGACAAGCGUCUCGAGCUCUGGAGAUUCGCGUUCUAUAUGUUCCUUCAUGCUGGGUGGCUUCACCUACUAUUUAACUUAGGAGUACAGGUGGUCGUGGGACUUCCCCUGGAAAUGGUUCACGGAAGUCUGAGGAUCGCGGCGGUUUACAUGGCUGGAGUUCUUGCCGGUUCUCUGGGUACUUCGGUGUUCGACACGGACGUGUAUCUUGUUGGCGCAAGCGGCGGUGUUUACGCCCUCCUCGCGGCUCAUUUAGCCAACGUCCUUCUCAAUUAUAAUAACAUGGAGUUCGGCAUUGUUCGAUUAAUAGGGAUCUUUGUAAUCGCGAGUGCAGACGUGGGGUUCGCGAUCUACGACAGAUACGCAGCCGAGCAAAUAGGCCCGCCAGUUUCCUACGUGGCGCAUCUGACGGGUGCAUUGGCGGGUCUGACGAUCGGUUUGUUGGUGCUGAAGAACUUCGAGCAGCGGCUCCACGAACAGCUUCUCUGGUGGGUGGCCCUCGGCGUAUACGCGGCCUGCACGAUCUUCGCGAUCAUGUACAAUCUCAUGCAUCCGGACUAUCCAUGACGCGAGGUCAGCUUCGCGUACGGCCAACCGCGAAAUUCGUAACGCGAAGCUGACUAACAAAUUGUCAAACUAACAAAGGAGGACACAGAAGAGAAAUGGAGAAGAAACAUGGAAGCUUGAGUCGAUCGAGAGGAUGGUUUAGAGAAACUGUUCUCUAACCUCGACGGAGAUGAGCGAAGAAAAAAAAAGAUUUUUCCAAACGUUUAGUGGAUUUUUUGAAGACGAAGAGAAAGAAGAUAAUGAAAGUCUGAACGUGAGAGAAACCUCUGUUUCCGAUUCCACGGCGGUCGCAGUGCAGAGCAAAGAGACGAUAAGAAGAUAUUUUUGAAUGAAAGAAAGUUGAACAUUGCACGGGACGGUUUUUCGAGUCGUGUACGGUGAACCGAAGUUUUUGAACGAACACGGCGAAGAAAAAUUAGAUGGGAAGGUUCGUUGUUUGCGAGACCGAAGAGUGAAAAGGAGAAUCGAUGAUAGCCCCUGUUGAUAAAUCGAACUUUCCAAGAGUUUGCUUUGAGGGGAGCUUGGAAAGCGAUAGAGAGCGAUGGCAGAUAUUUCGGAGAAACUGUAAGUAAAUGGUUAGCAAAACAGGACUACGAUUAGAAGGAAAAAUUAAUGAUUACGUAAUGCUAACAGCAAGAAAGAGAAAUAAUUUUCUAAUCACUGGCAUUCGCGUAAGAGGAGAUUUUUAAAAGUAUAUUAAAAUUCAAAGGAAAUCGAAGGAUGAAUAUUUUAGCUACUUUGAUCGAACUUAGUCGUCAGUACAAAUUGAAAGAACAAGGAAAAUGAAGAUAUUCGAAGGAGCCGUGACACUUGACACUCGUUGAAUGUGCAAACUUGAAUGAAUAAAACGAGAAGCAAGAAAUAAGAGGGAAAAAUACAAAUAAAAACGAGAGAGCAGAAACAAGAAAGACAAAGAACACAGACCGGAAAGAAAACACUGUGCGACAACAAAUCUCAUUAUUUUCGAAUACAAUUUUCGCGAGAUAGUUCCCUUAUUCGUCGAAAUAUAAUUAAAACGAUAUAAAUAAAAAAUUACUUUCGUGUCUCUCUCUCCCACGUCGGGACAAAUUCAACAGCGCAUAGGAUAAUUAAAUAAUUAAUUCAUUAAAAUACCAGCUGGAAAAUUCCUUUCGCGCAUACACGUCAUGGUUCGCAUCGACUUUACCUAUCUUCUCCAAGUCGAAGAUCGCAACUACGAAAGAACGAAUCUGUCACGGAGAAGAUAAUAAAAGAAAUCGAAAAAUUUGAAUGAUACAACCGAUCCCUUCCCCUCGAGCGUCAGCAAUUUCCUACUUUCCCGGUGAGAAACCAAAGAUUCGAGAUACCUCUGGGAAUCCGUUUACGGGACCCAAAUUGUCGUUCGAAUUACGAUAACCACGAAAACUCGCGAUUCAUCGAGCAGAGAGAGUGAGAGUGAGAGAGAGAGAGGGAGGGAGAAAAGAAAUGGAAAGGAAUGGUAUAAGAAAAGAAGAGAAGAACGAUGAGAAGAAGAAAAAAAAUCUUCGUUUAAAGGAUUCGUUUCGGGGGGUUGGGAGGGGGGAGCGGACGACACGAGCGUAGAAGGAGACGCGAUUCUUCUUUCCGGAUUAUUUUCUCGCUUAUCGGCCGCUUUCGUGGCACGAAGAAAACCAAAGAAUCCUAGCGAACAACCUCUUUUGUCCUUUUCAAUUUCACUUCUCGAACGAAGACGGACGACAAGCGGAGAACAACGGAGAUAGAGGCGAAAAGAUGUUCCGGAGGAAGCCUUCGCGAUGUCGAGGGAAACAAGGUGUCCAGAUACAAGAAACCAAGAGGAGAAGCAAGGGGGGACGAUCGAUCGUCUCUCCGGUCACGAAGAAAACGAAAGAAGAAUGGUCUUUUCGUCGCUAUUCGGGAAUCGAUCCUGGUAGCAACGAUCUUUCUCGGCAAUUGAACGGAACGUCGUGCAAAUGAAAAAAACCAGCAGAUUAAAGAAUCGAACGUCUCCUACCGGCGUCUUCUCUUACGGCUGACGAUCGCAAGGAUUUGCCUUGGUCGUUGGAAAAUUCGUACGUUUAACGAAGUUGAAUCCUACCAAACACGAUGAUCUUUGUUUACUAAUAAUAAUAAUAAUUAAUAAAAAAAGAACUUCAACGUUCUUCGUUUCAAAUACGUCUCGAGGCGCGAAAUUCGAACAGCGACCGCGCACCGCUUCCUUUAGUUAUCUUCGGGGCAUUUACGUAAUUAUCACGAAACGCAGUGCUCGUCGAGAUGCGUUUUUAAGAGAGAGAGAGAAAGAGAGAAAAGAAAAACUGGUUCUGUUCUUCAUCUUCUACCGACUGCCGAACAUCCACGAUCAUCACCAAGGUGCGAUCAAGAUGUGAUCAAAGCUGUCUCCUCCAGCGUGUUUGUGACCGAGCGAUCGAUUGGCGCUCUAAUCUGUAUACCAUUGUAAAUAAUUCUGUACAUAAUCAAAACUGCGGACAUCCCGCCAUGUGUAUGUACGAGUGUGUGUGUGUGCGUGUGCGCGAAAACGAAUGCGAAAAUAUAAUAUAAGCGCGUUGGACCGAAGUGAAUCUCGGUCGACCGCGCGGUCUAGUCUGAUAAUCGCGAGAUUGCGUGGUUGCUCGUAUAAAACAAGAGAACGAUAAGAGAGAGAGAGAGAGAGAGAGAGACAAAUAAGAAACGAAUAUCAAGUAUUUUGAAUUUGGUGUUUCGCGAAGUAACAAGAUUCUCUUAGAAAAAUUUGCUUAAGAAGAUACGAUGAGAAUUCGCGAGUUUUGUGAGGCAGCUUUCUCGAGCUUUGUCCAUAUUCUAUGUCCCUGUUCAUAUUAUAAUUUAGUAACAUGAUUUAUCGUCGAUCUAAAAUUCAAGUUUCGUUAGAGGAGAGUUUCGAAGAACGAGCUUAGGCCCAUUCGAAGAAAGAAAAUCAUCGAACAGCGAAACGAAGAAGCUUGCUUGAAUGAUCGAAGAAUAUCGUUGCGAUUUUCACGAGUUCUUCGUGAAACAGAUGUGUUCACUCUAUAAAGGCCCAUUUGUAAUUAAAUUGCGUAUAAUUGUAAGGUGGUUGCGUUAUGGUCGACUAGUUGUACCGCGAAUCUUUGGAAGCGCGUGUUUUUCGCUUUUUUCUUAACUUAUUUGCUUAUUCUCGUUCUUCGUCGCGCGUAUAUUCCUAGUAAAUACGAAAGCUUCUAUUUAUUGAUACUUUCUCGUCGAUAAAGGUGUGCCGAUGAUUUCGUCGCGACUUGGAUCUCCUCGAGUCCGCUCCAUUCGUUAAUCCACGUCCUCUUUUUCUCUUCUUUCUUAUCCAUCGGUCGACUCACACACGAGGAAAUAUUCUCAAUUUAUUUUGCUUUUCCAUUUAUCGAUCGAUUCUUUUCGUUAUAAUUUCCGAACUAUUUUCAUUUCUUAAACGUAAAUGAUACCAAAUUGGUUGAAAAUUUAGGAAGAAAGAUAUUAACGAGUAAAUCGAGAAUUAUUUCGUUGCGACGUUGAGUUUCCUUUGGUUCACGAAAACUAAUCGUCCGCGCGAGUUUCGCGAGAUAAAAAGAGCGAGAGAAAGGAAGAGGAGGAAAUUCGUACCAAAAAGUCGAUGGCGAAAAGGCGAACGAGUUCAAACCGAGAGUGAUUAACGAUGCUAGUCAAUUAGUAGCGGCAGCAGGCAGCUAAGGCAUUAAGACAUUGUCGGAGAACAAUUUUCCUUCUUCUUCUUUCUUUUUUUUUUUUUUUUUCGUUUUGAAACGGCGAGAUACGGCUCGAAAAUUUACUUUAGAACAACGUGGUGAUUCGUCGUUCAGAUUUCUGACGUGUUUCUUCCGAUCGAUUACGCUUACAAAUAAUCGUUAGAUAGCAUCAAUAGUUGAUAACUCGACAAUUACGAAGAUUGAACUUUCACCGUAUAUCGUGACAAUCGCCAUUAGUGGAAUUUUCUCGUGUUUUCAAUUGAAACGCAUUAUGUCAGAAAUCAUGGAAAAAUAUCGAAUCACCGAUUUCACCAGCGAUUUGAAACACGUCGUCCUAACGAUUUUGACUUCAAAUCGGACAGCAGAAUAUUAUUAUCGAAUAUUAAUGCCAGUCCUCCAGUUCCACGUUUAUUUAUUUUAAAGAGCCGGCCAAAAUGUUACCUGCGAGGCAAAUAGAAAAGUUCCGCUCGCGACAUAGUCUAACUGUAUCAGCAUAAUUAAGGCGUGACGACGAGAGAUUUAUACAGUCACGAACGCGUUGUAUCCGUUAAAUUAUUUCGCGUGUUAACGUUAGUGACUAAAACACGUGUUCAAGUCGAAGAAGUUUAAGUGUCGAAUUCGUUUAAGUAUCGUUCGAUUCUGCCCUUUUCCUUUACAGCCUCGAAGAAAACGGAGGGAGAUCAUCGAACAACGUAUAUUAUUUUCACAUGUUUUUAUUUAUUUAUUUAUUUAUUUAUUAUUUCGUUUUAUUAAACGGCGCCCGAGCCAGCUAUCGAACGCCUGAUACGACGAACUAAUCCGAAUAUUCGAUAUCGAUAGAGAAUCCGUGGUUAGAUACACGAAUAUCUAUCACAACGACAGCGUUUUCGUUUCGUUCUCGACACUUGAGCGGCUUCGAAUUCGCGUACCUCGAAAUUUGUAGCAGCGCUACACGCGCCCCGACACUAGUAUUAGUUCUUGUUUAAUUUCUAUUACCGUUGCUGGGCAUUGUUUGUUUCGAAUUCUGCUUUUAAUUGAUGCAGUUUCGCCUCCUGGAACGCGCGCCUCUCGGAUAACGGAAGCACAGACGUUUCGAGGAGGGAUCAUCCUGCUCGUUUGCGGAAUAAUUAACGAGCAGAAUUGAAAUCUUCUCUGCUUUUUCUUUUCUUCCCAGUCUCGAGAGGUUUAGGUUUUAAGUUAAUUUUUUUGAUGAACUCGACGUUUCGAUGGGCGAACCAAACAAUUGUACCUACCGUGAACAACGUCCACUUUCUGUACCGCUGUUUUUAAAACGAAAUUUUAACGAAACAAUUCAUGAAACACGCGUCUCGAACCGGCGUGCUGCGUCGAGGCCGCCUCGAGGCUCGAAGAUCGUCGGGAUCAUUGAAACGAGCCUUUCUGUCGAACGUACGAAUCACAUACAGUAGAACUUCGUUUGCUCAAACUUGUCAGAAGGCAAGAAAUUUACGUAAUUGGAGCAAAUGUGAUGAGAUUCUUCAAUUUGUUCAUUAAUCUUCUAUCAUUAGCUAUUUAUUAUUAUAGUAAAAGUUCAUUGGGUUCAUGUUCAGGUAAACACAUUCAACUGGCAGAAAUUUAUUUAAUCGCGUACCAACUGAAAUGAGAUUGACCGACUGAAAUUUGAAAUUUCGUGUAAACGAAAUAAAAGUUCGUGUAAACGAAGUUCUAGCGUAAUUGGAACUCAACGAAUGAUCGUUAGAAUGAUUGCAAAAUAUGAAAUGUCGAGCAGUGAGAUUAAAUUUCCAAGUAUAUCCAACGUUUAUUGUAAUGCAUGUGAAAAAUUUGAUAUAUUUCAUUUCAAGACUGAAUUUGAUCGAGAGUGAUCUAACUUGAGAAACGUAAGACGGCAAAUCACGAUCAAACUGUUAGGAAUUAAAACAGUUCUGCGUAAAUACGCUCUUUCCAUGCGAUUUGAAAUAUUCAAUAGCAUCUCUUUCAUUGUAUCGUAAGAAGCACAAUUUUUGUGUAAUUUCGUGAUUCACAAUUUUCAAAUAAUUCGUCUAGUCGAAGAAAAUUGUUUAUGUAAUGCGCGCCGCUGCUCGUAAUAAUCGUCAGCGAAAACGAACGAGAGAAAUCGAACGAUCGCUUGUGAUCUUCUGGCGAUUAUACUUUAUUGCGCUAAUUAAUUUUCUAAUAAUUGGACUGUGGAUAUUUGUGCAAUUGUGAGAAAUUGAAAUAUGUAAGAAGUUUACAGAACUCGCGUGAUGUACAAAAAUAUCAGAAAUAUCCAAAGUAUUCGUGAUAAUAUUUAAAGCAUAAAUUAUUACCUUUCGUUUAUUUUGAAAUAUGAAUUUCAAAAUAUGAAUUUGCAUAAGCAUUCGCAGUCUAACGUAUGUCAACGCGUACAAGGGAAAGACGUCCUUUUCAGUUUCAUACAAUUAGCUUCGUAUAAUUAGUCGAUUUUGUAGCCACGAAUGUUCGCUUUCACCUAAUCGAGUCAGGACAGGUUCCUCGCGAGUUUAAAACAAUUGUAACGCGAUGAUGAUUUUAAAUCAAAAUAAGGAAAGAAGGAAAAAAACGAUAAACAAAUAAUUCCAGAAUAGAGUUUCUCUUGGAACGAUAGAGACAAGUACAAACUUGCCCUCUGUUAAGCCUCGUUGAAAUUAGUCAAAUUACUUGAAUUCAAAUGAUUUCAAGUUUAACGAAGACCACAGAAAUAAUAAGAAUAAUUCUACUUUUCUUGGUUUUCUGUUUUUCGUGUUACUCUUAAACGGAUGUACUUUGAUACGAAAUAUGAAAAGAAAAUAAUUAGGUCCAAUUCCACGAAAAAAGACAAAGAAACGAUAGUACCUAUUACAACUGUACUUAAUUUUUAAACCAAACGAGGAAACAAUUUUGAGAUUGAUCGACUGUUUAACAGAAUUUUGAAAUUGUUUCUCCUGUAAAUGGUGGAAGUAUGAUUUAUCAUAAUUUUACUGUGUUGUCUUCAAUUGACUUGACCAUGAGAAAUUCUAGUAACUUGCCCAAUCCGAACGAUGCUUUGAACGAAAUUAAACACAUUUAUCUUAUACAUCACUCGGGUGAAUUAGCCGAGGAAAAAAUUGUUCGUUUAGUGUAUGGUCGAUGGAUAUCUUCUCUUCGUUAUUUAUUUAUUUAUACCAUUGAUAAUGUACGGUCAGUCAUGAAACGUUCACAAGCCAAAGAGGCGGAGCUAGUAAAAGCGAAAAUAGGCCUGAAAGGUUACUUUCCGUGCGACUAUUGAUAUUAUCGUUGCUGUAGUCUUGUUACUUAUUAUUAUUGUAUUAUUAUUAUUAAUAUUAUUAUUAUCGACUUAGAUAAUAAAUUAUUCUUAUUACCGUCAUCGUUUAAAUAAACCUCGCCAGCGCCAUCGUUAGUCAGCUCGUUUCGUCGCAUUCGUUCAUUGAUGUCUCCGUGUGCAAGAUUUCGGAUUUUUCCGGUGCGCGUGGGGAAUGAAAAUGAAAGACAAAGGAUCUUUUGUAAAUUGUAUAAAAGAAAAAACAAGAAGUAGCAAAAGUGUAAAAGGAACGCGAGAAAUGUGCGAAAAUAAAAUUUUUGUGAAGAA